Didymella exigua CBS 183.55 is the source of this 928-nucleotide messenger RNA. RefSeq names its product DUF1772-domain-containing protein. The record is from RefSeq and is a predicted model, not a curated record. NCBI's taxonomy places the organism in Eukaryota, Fungi, Ascomycota, Dothideomycetes, Pleosporales, Didymellaceae. The transcript is spliced from 2 exons. Bases 176 to 670 code for a protein of 164 amino acids.
UGUUGUCUAAGUGUUAGCCAUCUAGGCAGCGUUCGCCGACACAAUUGCUUGUCUUGCUCUCAAUUCACUUGGCCCAACGUGUGGAGAAGCGGAGAAGCUAAGCUGACGAGGUACCAUAUAAGAACGGACUGGGCAUCUUGUCAGGAGUACUCAAAUUGUAAACACCAAAAUCGCAAUGCCCGAUUCUCUAAUCAUCGCCAAAGCCGUCGGCAUCGUAGUCCCAGCAUGGCUGGCAGGCAAUAUCGGAGCCUACUCCCUAGUCUCGGCUCCUGCCAUACUCACAGCCGUCCAUAAGAACAACGUCUCCAUCUCCCACGCUCUUCAGGUAUGGGCACACCUCUACGACGCCGGACAUGCGCAGAACCCCCCUAUCGCGUUUGCUGCUGCUGCGUCGCUGGGGUUCUGUGCAUGGACCACAGGUGACCGACGGUUCUGGUGGAGUAGCGCCGCGACGAUUGGUAUCGUUCCGUUUACGCUUCUGUUCAUGCAGAAGACACUUGACAGAAUUUUUGAAUUAGCGCGGAAGGCGGACAAAGAGGCCUUGGCCACCAAAGAGGCGGAGGAAGCUGAGAAGCUGUUGCAUCGGUGGGUUUGGCAUAACGGCGUGAGGAGUUUGUUUCCAUUGGUUGGUUCUAUCAUCACGGCCACGGCCAUCUUCAACUAUUUCUAGGUUAUAGGGUCGCUUCUGCUAUCUUGGAAGUAAUCGUGUCACCUCAUGUACACCCUUAGUCAUCACCCACACUAACCAAACCCGCAAACCGAUUAGUCCUUGCACUCGCAUAACUCUCAUACUCCUCAUCCGUACUGUUCCCCUCAUACCCCGAGUCCCUCCGAUCGUGCUUCUUCAGCUUGCCCAGCUUCUUCAAUUCAUCCUCCACAUUCCACGCGAUCCGCUCUGCGCCGAUCCUUGCACCAACCAGAUUCGGCG